This is a messenger RNA of Suillus subalutaceus, 1311 nucleotides long. RefSeq lists its product as uncharacterized. Gene Ontology annotation, molecular function: DNA binding. The transcript has 6 exons. The annotation marks the transcript as partial. The record is from RefSeq and is a predicted model, not a curated record. Gene Ontology annotation, biological process: DNA recombination; DNA integration. Lineage: Eukaryota; Fungi; Basidiomycota; Agaricomycetes; Boletales; Suillaceae.
AACACCAGGGCCAACUAUGCUGGUCACGUUCGGCGAGGACGACAGUGGCUGGCAAGUUACUUCAAAACACCAGCCGUUAGCGAAUCGGAGAGACGUGACAUUGCAUCAGACGACUUACUCAUUCCAAUGCCGUCAUCACCUGCAAGUUUUGACAUGCACAGCGACAAUGAUGCGCAUGAUGACCCUGCCUUCAAAGAUGUGUUUGACCGGAUACCGAACAGAUGCUCACACAAAGCACUUGCACUUUUCAUGUCCCUGAAAGGGUUCCAUGAGAAUCUAAGUAAAACUACCGUUGAGAGCAUCCAUUCAGCAUUUAAGAAGAUGUGGGACCUGUCGGAUGGUGACACCUAUCGCGGCAAAUGGCACUUUGAUGAGGCGAGAUGGCGUUGGGAAGGAAACCCUGCUGAUUCUGCAGAUGUUUACGACGUGCUGUCGUCCAUCAAGCAUAAGGCUAGUGCGGAGGGGCGGAGAUCGCACUCACUCGAUGGCAAUGACAAAGGAUUACAUGGAUCGAGUGCUCCGAUGGCAUCAGGCUGCGUAUCUGCAUCUGGACUUGAAACAAGGAAACAACUCACCCAACAUCUUGAACAGAUCGCACUUGCGGCCAGUGGAUGGACACUAUGGACAAGGUGCGACUUGUGUUUCGAGCUCAUUAAGUUGCAGCGAAAGGACAUCACGCUUGAUGUGACGAUGUUGGACGGUGUGCUGAAAUCAUACCUCGCAAAUGAGACGCUGACUAUGAGUGACCGUGCAUCUGACUUUGAGAUCUUCCUCUCAAACCGGAAGGGAUGGCAAAAGAAAGUCGACAAGGGCCAGUGGGAAGUAGAUCUGAGGUGUAAGUUAUGCUGGCCUGCGACAAUUUCUUUCUGGAUGUUAGUGUGGAUCAAGUGGCUUGAAUUUUUUCACUAUGGAUGGACCCUUCACCCAAACGACUUCCUAUUCCCUGUGAUGGGUGCAAACAGUGUUGUCCACCCCGGACAGCCAAUCUCUCACGAUACUGUACAAAAAUGGAUCAAUGAGUCAACUGCCGGUGCUGGCAUCCUUGGUAACUUCUCAACUCACUGCUUUCGUUGUGGAGGCGCACAGUACUGGUUUAUGUUCGCUCCUGUAGGCCAACGAUGGACACUUGCUAAAGUCCGCUGGUGGGGUGGAUGGGCUGAUGGGGAGCAUCGUGAUACACUUGUUUGCUACCUCCUCGAUGAACUACAUGCAUAUGAAACUGACUACAGUGAUGCUCUUGCCCCCAUCUCCCAUGGUGCCGAUGUCUCCCUCGCCGGUGAACACGCUCUUGCAAGGCCGGUGGUCCACUGA